Quercus robur (English oak) is the source of this 1877-nucleotide messenger RNA. RefSeq names its product UPF0481 protein At3g47200-like. The transcript has 3 exons. The record is from RefSeq and is a predicted model, not a curated record. Bases 48 to 1484 code for a protein of 478 amino acids. Lineage: Eukaryota; Viridiplantae; Streptophyta; Magnoliopsida; Fagales; Fagaceae.
UCAAUGUUAUCAUAGCAAUAGUUACCAUAUUUUGGAAAACACUGACGAUGGCCGGAAUGGAGCAUAUAAUUUCCAUGGAGGAGAUGAUCCAUUCGAGAAAAGUUGAAAGAAAAGAAGUUGGUGAAACAAGCAGAGGCCAUGAUCAACCUGUCAUUGUCUCUAGUAUUGCAAUCCAUGGUGAGACAGGUUCCGAGGAAGAGAGUUUUAUGAAAUUGAAGGAGGCGCGUGUCAAAGGGAAGAAUCGAUGGACAACAAAGCCAAAGAUACAAAAGGUUCUAUUGCUUCGAGAUCACAAAGAUUUCCGAAAGUACUGCGAGCCGAGGGUGGUAUCAAUCGGUCCUAUCCAUAAUGGUAAGCCAAAGUAUCGAUUAGCAGAGGAAUACAAGCUUACAUUGGCAGAAAACUUCAUUGGAGAAAGUGGCAAGACUGAAAAAGAAUUGUAUAUGGUGAUUAAGAACAACAUCGAGCAACUAAGGAAGUGUUUCGAUGAGGAGGUGAUUCGCAAUUAUAAAGAUGAAGCCCUUUCAUGGAUGUUGUUUGUGGAUGGUUGUGCAACACUGAAAUUCAUACAAUCUGUUGUUGAGAAAAAUGUCAAAAGGUUCCAAAUUAAAAACGGUCAAGUGGCCUUUGUGCAACAGGAUUUAUUCUUGUUGGAGAAUCAACUUCCUUAUCGAAUUCUCGAUGAUUUAAUCAAAAAUAGUAAUGAGGGUGAAAAUUUGAGGAAGUCGGUCCAAAGUUUCAUCAAUAUGCAAAGUAUGAGAGCAGAAACAGAGGAAACGCGACCCAAAAAUAAUAAAGAGGGUGAAAAAACAGAGGAAACGCCACCCAAUAAAGAACCAGUUCAUCUUCUGGAUCUACUGCGGAACAGACUUCUAGGCUACACUUCCACAAGUCUUGAAAAUAACUCUAACCAGGAAGAUUGGAAUUCAUUUCGCAACGUGCAGGAGCUUAGAGCAGUAGGAAUUCAUUUGGAGUCCAGCAACGAUAGCUGCUUACGAAACAUAACCUUCAUCAAGAAAUGGAAUUUCUAUGGCGGAACCCUUAGUCUGCCUCCAAUAAUAGUGGAUGACUCAACCGGACCCAAGUUCUUCAACUUGAUAGCUUACGAGAUGUGCCCAGAUUUUGAAAAUGACUACGGGGUCACCUCUUACAUAUCCUUCCUCGAUUCACUCAUAGACGAAGCCAAAGAUGUUAUAGACCUUAGGAAAGAGGGCAUACUCCGCAACUUACUUGGCAGCGAUGAAGAAGUGGCUCUAGUCUUCAAUGAGAUAGGCACUGACCUGGUUCCCAACCCUGAAAUAUAUAGAGACGUCAGGUCCAAAAUCCAGAAGUACCAUGAGAAGAAGAGGAUGACCUAUAUAAAUGAAGUCAUUCACAACCAUUUCAGCAGCCCGUGGACAGUAGUGGCUUUCACUGCCGCAUUAUUCGCACUUAUUCUCAGUAUCGCACAGACGGUGUACUCUAUCUUGGCAUAUUAUCAAUGACACCCAGAGGUAUUGAAAAUUUGUUUGCUUUAUUCCCUUUUCAACCGCAUCUAAAUACACUGAUUCUAUCAGUUUUCAUAUUGUUGUUCAAAUAAAAGUAUCUGUAUGAGUUCUGUGCCUGUUAGGAUUUCACAUAUAUAGAUCCUCUCUGAUCUAUCCUAUAUGGCUAUGUCAUUCCAUUUGUUUACUUUUUUUUUUGUCGAACUCCCAUGUUCGUUUAAAUAAGUUAGUGUGGAAAAUGUACUUGAUUCUUAAUUUGAUGUAAUGUGUGUUUGAGAUAAACAUGAUAUUAUCUGCCAGAAUUUUAUGUGUGAGGAGGGUUGAGUGUAUUAUUAUGUAAUAAAAUUUGAAGAUGAACAAUUGAUCCAAUAUAUUACCCUAUUUUAUGAUUUA